AUUAUGGAUACGGCAAUGAUAUAUCUAUGUGUCUUUAUGUACAGGCUCCUGCUAGAGCAAGAAACAAAAAGAACACAGGAUGGGAGUUUCAAGUCAACUUCUACUGACAUUGAUCCUCUUGCUCAAUUCCACUGCUGCUCAAUCGCAAUGCCCCAGGUUAACGCCAUCUAAUCCAGACUUCGGUUUAAGUGUUUCGUACGAUUCUGCUGAUGGUGUGCUGAGACAAUUUACUACAGCCACGUAUUCUGACUGCGAUGGCGAAAGCGGCUUUGUAAAUUUUGGAAACUCAGGAAGUCGUACAAGAGUAUGUAAUUUCGACCCAGCCACUCGACUACUACUUUGGUCAGGAGAGGAGCCAACGUGUAGAGUUCUGGUGUGUGAGGCCGGCGUUUUGGAAGGACUAUUCCCGCCGCACAUCUUUAACAUAACUUACAGUACUGAAAUUGUACUGACAAACGAAGACCCCCCUGCCGGUGGAUAUCGUGGUAGUACCCGUGCUGAGUAUACCUGUAGUCUUCCAAUGUUUGGCAUAUCUAGUCAGUCAUUUGAUCUUUGCCAACAAAAUUUAGAAUUUGGCGUAUUAACUAGCGUUAAUUGGGACAUCCGGGAUCGAACUUGUGAAAGACAAUGUCCUCUACUCAACGAUGGUGCGUAUUUAAACUUCAGAGGCUUGUCAGAUGGUAUUUCAUAUGAUCCUGUGUCGAGAGUUCCGGGCACCAUUGCAACAUAUCAGUGCCUCAAUAAUGUAGCUUUCGUUCCAAAUGGUUCUUUGCAAAGGGAAUGCAUUGUAGAUCUUUCGAUUUCCGAUACUUCAUUUUGGACCGAACCAGAACCAAAUUGCAUACCAAUUUGUCAGGAUCACCCUCCUCUGGAAAAUGGAGUUAUCACAUAUGAUCCCGACGAGGAGUACAGAUUUAUAGGGACUGUUGCCACCUACACAUGCAACGAGGGCUUCACAUACAUGGGAGUGAAUACUAGCGGCAUAUGUUUGACCAGGGUAGUCGAGUUAGGAGGUGGGGAAUUUGUGGUUUUUUACACUUUUACUCCACCGGCUACUAGUUGCAUUCCAAUUGAGUGUCCUGCACUGCCAGAGAUAGCCAAUGGAGUGAUCUCCUACUCUCCUGAUGUCACUCCUGAUUAUAGCCUCAAUACUGUGUCCACCUACAGCUGCAACUUCGGUUAUGUGCUCAGGGGAGAUAGAGAGAGGAGGACUUGUGUAGAUGCUGGUGAUGGUAGCGCUAGAUUCAAUGGACAGGAACCAACUUGUGAACCGGAGGAAUGCUCAGCACUGGCACCUAUUCCAAACGGAGUUAUUACAUAUGGUCCUGAUAUGAUAGCUGAUUAUGAUGUGGGAACCGUGGCUACUCAUACAUGUAAUGAAGGUUUCAUUCUGAGUGUCGGAUCUCCAGCUAGAGUGUGUUUAGUGUCGAGAAGAUGGUCUGGCUUCACUCCUGUGUGCGGACGUAUAGCUAUAACUCCAAGUGGUACUCCAAUGAUUGGACAAAGCUUCUCCUUAUUAUGCACUGUGACUGAGACUGACUCACUUCAGCUCACCAUUUCCUACUACUGGUUCGGAGGACAACUGCCACUUACUACUAAUUCUGGUCUUCUCACCUUUGACACAUUGUUCCUGUCAGACGCUGGACUGUACAGAUGUGAGGUCACUGUGAGCUCUGAAGAGCACCAAAUUACUGUUAACUCAAGCUAUGACAUAAAUUUCAUGACUCUUCACAUCCAGCUGCGACUCAUUAUCAGUUCUAAUUGUGGAGCAUAUACUCAGUCAGAAACAGCUGUCAAAACAAGCGAUGACAUAACUAAUGAAGUUUCCCACGGUGUCGAUCAGCUUUGUCAAUGUGGUUUCAACACCUCUCUUAUCUCAAGACCAUUUAUCCGCUGCUUUGAGAACUCUCUAAAUCAUGUGACAUACAGAGCAGUUCUGAGCAGUAGUGAAGCAAUCUCGGCUCUCAUAAUUGGCUCUUUUAUUGAUCGAUGGAGCAAAGAGACUCCCAGCAUCAUUGUGCAGCGUGCAGGACUUCGCAUCAACAGCACUUGUCCGGUGAUUAUUGCCAAUCCUGAUAGUCCCGAAUGCCCUGAGGAUCUCACUAAUCGCACGUUGAUAAUAACAAUAAACACAGAUAAUACUCCACUUUUGAGUGUAGGUGCUGUGAUUGGCAUUGUGAUUGGAUCAUUGGCUCUUAUAGUUGCUCUACUGGUGGCCGUAAUUUUACUGGUUACUCCGAGAUAUCGGAGAUAUAAAUCAAAAACCAAUUGCAAUGAAAGUAACCCACCAAAUCUAGAUAUGAGGCCUGAAAUUGUUCUGGAUGAGCUUCCCCACCAUGACUAUGAGUACAUCAGUGUAUUUCAAGAGGCAAACUUGAAGAGUACCCCUCAACCCUCCACAGCAAAGGACGGUGCUUCAGAGGUGCCGUUUGAACUAACACCCUGUGAUGCUUAUGGGCCUGUAGCAGUACAAUGAAAGUUAAAGCUAAAUAUUGCAAUAGUAUAUACAUGUGAAGCUGCAUGAAAAUAGUAUAAACUGAUAUAGUGCUAGU
Messenger RNA from Halichondria panicea, 2552 nucleotides. RefSeq lists its product as uncharacterized. The record is from RefSeq and is a predicted model, not a curated record. The transcript is spliced from 10 exons. Bases 80 to 2476 code for a protein of 798 amino acids. Lineage: Eukaryota; Metazoa; Porifera; Demospongiae; Suberitida; Halichondriidae.